AUGAAAGCAAUAUUAGUAGCAGGAACUAUCAAUGAUCAUGGAUAUUUAUUACCAACUGUUCCAUUUCUUCUCGAUUCUUUGGACAUCAAUUCACAAUCGGAUGAAACUAAUGAUAGCAACAGUAGCGGUGAAAUUUUUAAACGAGCUGUUACAAUUGAAGACUCUGAAGCUCAGAUUCAUCACUUGGAAGAGAAUAUCGCCAUGCUGGAGGACUUCAUAAAAUUGAAAAGAUAA
Messenger RNA from Clunio marinus, 234 nucleotides. The record is from the annotation of a GenBank genome assembly. Lineage: Eukaryota; Metazoa; Arthropoda; Insecta; Diptera; Chironomidae.